AGAAGCCAAUUAAGCUGUCUAUAUAAACAACACUUUGCUUUCACUAACAUCUAUCAUCAUCCAAUCUUCUCUUAAACCAUAUAUUCCACUCCAGUCUAAUAUUAGUACUGCAAUGAAGGGUUUGUUUCUCUCCCCGAAAUUCACCUUUCUUACCACCAUAUUUGUUAUACUAUCAAUCCAACGCUGUGUGAUGGCACAAGAUUUGGUAGCCUCAACAUGCAAGGCAACGCCACACGUUCAACUCUGUCUCUCGACCCUGCGAUCAAACCCUAAAAGCGCCCAUUCAGAUGUUGGAGGCCUGUCCAUCCUUAUGGUCGAUGCCACGAAGGCGAAGGCGACUCGGACGCUGCAACAGAUCAAGACCCUUAAAGGGUCCACCCCACAGUUGCAGAAAGCCAUUGAUGCGUGCACUUUUGCUUACAAGAUGAUUCUAGAGGUUGACAUUCCAGAAGCUUAUGAGGCUUUGCCUGGUAAUCCCAAGUUUGGUGAAGAUGGUAUGUCUGAUUGCGUCGUGGAGGCCCAAACUUGCGCGAACAGCUUGAAGCUGUUCAAUUCGCCGGCCACUGGUUUGAACCAAGCUGUGCAUGACCUCUCUGCUGUGGCCACCUCCAUAAUUAGGAUGUUGCUGUGAGGGGUUGGUGUGUUCGUGGAUGUAUUUUUCAUCCUCUAAAAUAAACUAAUUAAUCUUUUUUCCACCAA
Molecule: messenger RNA, 699 nt
Organism: Cornus florida
Lineage: Eukaryota; Viridiplantae; Streptophyta; Magnoliopsida; Cornales; Cornaceae
Product: cell wall / vacuolar inhibitor of fructosidase 1-like
Exons: 1
Coding region: 113-631 (172 amino acids)
Biological process (GO): negative regulation of catalytic activity
Molecular function (GO): enzyme inhibitor activity
Source: RefSeq, a predicted model, not a curated record